This is a messenger RNA of Plasmodium gallinaceum, 585 nucleotides long. Its product is annotated as conserved Plasmodium protein, unknown function. The transcript has a single exon. Bases 1 to 585 code for a protein of 194 amino acids. The record is from RefSeq and is a predicted model, not a curated record. Lineage: Eukaryota; Apicomplexa; Aconoidasida; Haemosporida; Plasmodiidae.
AUGUUUUUAAUUAUUUCUUUUCAUGAAUCUAUUUUUGCAGAUAAUUCUAAUAAAAACUUGACAAAAAAAAAAAAUUAUAAUGAAGAAAAUUAUUUCAAUAGAGAAGAUGUGUAUUAUAUAACUGAGGAUAAAAAAAAAUCAACGAAUUAUGAUGAUUUAUCAGAAAAUACUAAAAAUAAUUUAAUAGAUUAUAAUGAUAUAGAAAAAAUAAAUAAUUUAAAGAAUUUAAAAAUUUCAAAUUCUUUUCAAAACCUACAAAAAUCUUAUUAUGAAAAUAGUUUAAAUGAUGGAAAAUUAAAUAAACAAAUAAAAAAAAUACUAAGUUUAGCUUUAAACAUACCCAUAAACGAAAUAAAUUUACAUGAUAUUAAUUUAUUAUUAAAAAAAUGGAGAAAAAUAAACAAAAUAAAAAACAAUUCAAAUAAAAUAAGUAAUAAUGAUUACUAUUUUAAAAAAAUAAAAAAGCACAAAGUAUAUUCAAGUAAUAAUAAUAAAGAUAAAAUAAUAAGAUUACAAACCAAUAGUGAAGAAAAAAACAAAAAUAAUAUUAUAAAUGUUGAUUAUCUAAUGGAAUUAAUUUAUUAA